Alligator mississippiensis (American alligator) is the source of this 1353-nucleotide messenger RNA. It is a transcript of the gene SLC30A2, whose product is annotated as solute carrier family 30 member 2. The transcript has 8 exons. NCBI's taxonomy places the organism in Eukaryota, Metazoa, Chordata, Crocodylia, Alligatoridae. Gene Ontology annotation, biological process: zinc ion transmembrane transport; response to zinc ion. Gene Ontology annotation, molecular function: zinc ion transmembrane transporter activity. The record is from RefSeq and is a predicted model, not a curated record. The coding region runs from base 141 to 1271 and encodes 376 amino acids. Gene Ontology annotation, cellular component: plasma membrane.
CCGGGCGGCGGGAGCCCGGCCGCGCUCCAGGUGCUCGGCGCUGCACGUGUUGCAGCCGGCGCUGCCGGCCGCCCUCCGCCCCGCUGCACACGGGCCCGCUCCGCUCCGCUCCGGAGGAGGCAGCCGGGGCCGGCGGCGGCAUGGAGCGCGGCGAGGAGCGGCGGCACCUGCUGCACGAGCCCGCGGCCGGGCCCUGCCUCGGCGUGUCGGGGAAGGAUUUCCACAGCUCCGUGCUCAGGUACAUGCCGGACCUGGCCUCCAUCGAGCUGGGGGUACAGGGCAGCCAGCACUGCCACUCGCAGCGGGUCACCGACGACCACGGCGGCUCCGAUAAGGAGCGGGCGCGAAGGAAACUCUACCUGGCGUCGCUGAUCUGCCUGGUCUUCAUGACGGGGGAAGUUAUAGGGGGAUACCUGGCCCACAGCCUGGCCAUCAUGACGGACGCGGCCCACCUGCUGACGGACUUCGCCAGCAUGAUGAUCAGCCUGUUUUCCCUGUGGAUGGCCUCACGCCCGGCCACCAAAACCAUGAACUUCGGCUGGCACCGAGCAGAGAUCCUGGGGGCCCUGCUCUCGGUGCUGUCCAUCUGGGUGGUGACGGGUGUCUUGGUCUACCUGGCUGUGGAGCGGCUGCUCUCCAACGAGUACGAGAUCCGAGGGGAGGCCAUGCUCAUCACCUCAGCCUGCGCCGUGGCCGUGAAUCUCAUGAUGGGUGUUUCCCUCCACCAGACCGGGCAUGGCCACAGUCACCACGGCCAUGAACACGGUCCCCACGGCCCUGAUGCCCAGCCCAACCCCAGUGUCCGUGCCGCCUUCAUCCACGUGGUCGGGGACCUGCUGCAGAGCAUCGGUGUCCUGGUCGCUGCCUACGUCAUCUACUUCAAGCCGGAGUACAAGUUCAUGGACCCCAUUUGCACCUUCCUGUUCUCCUUCCUGGUCCUGGGCACAACGCUGACUAUCCUCCGAGAUGUGGUGCUGGUGCUGAUGGAAGGGACCCCGAAGGGGGUAGACUUCAACAGCGUAAAGGAGAUCCUGCUGUCCAUCGAUGGCGUCAAAGCCCUGCACAGCCUCCACAUCUGGGCUCUGACCGUGUCUCACCCCGUGCUGUCCGUCCACAUCGCCAUCAACGAGAACGCGGAGGCUCAGGCUGUGCUGAAGGAGGCCAGCGCCCGCCUGCAGCGCGAGUUCCACUUCCACACCACCACCAUCCAGAUCGAGAACUACUCGGAGGACAUGCGGGACUGCCAGCAGUGCCAGAGCCCCUUCGACUGAGGGCUCCUGCCCCGGGCAGACCCCGCACUGCCCUGGGCCGGUGGCAACCUCGAGGCGCUUCAGCUGGGACUCGAUGUUCUCA